Antechinus flavipes (yellow-footed antechinus) is the source of this 2310-nucleotide messenger RNA. It is a transcript of the gene SAXO1, whose product is annotated as stabilizer of axonemal microtubules 1. The coding region runs from base 468 to 1910 and encodes 480 amino acids. NCBI's taxonomy places the organism in Eukaryota, Metazoa, Chordata, Mammalia, Dasyuromorphia, Dasyuridae. The record is from RefSeq and is a predicted model, not a curated record. Gene Ontology annotation, biological process: microtubule anchoring. Gene Ontology annotation, molecular function: microtubule binding. The transcript is spliced from 4 exons. Gene Ontology annotation, cellular component: centriole; axonemal microtubule; ciliary basal body.
CGUGGAACGUCACGGGAAAACCCCGCGAGUGUGCUUUGGCGAACUGGCACGUGCAGGAGCUCUGGGUGCAUCUUGGCGACUAGGGAAGUGCUGGGAGGCAAUCGUGGGUGCGUGGGGGUGGGCGUGUGUGUGUGCGCGCGGGUGGGCACGGGAGCCCUACGAAAAAAAGCGCAGCAACAAUUAGGAUCAAGAACACUGGGGUCAGCCAUCCGUCCUCUGUGUAUAGAGAGAAUGCUACCGGAUUGACGAAAACCCGACAAAGAACUGUGCAAAUAAAAAAGUCGGUUUUUUUUUUUUUUCCUUUUCGAAAAUAUUACUAGAGAAAAAGCCCCUCAAAAAUUUUGAGGUUGGUUGUGAGUAAAACAAGCCCGUCUGGGCCUCCCAAAGACAAGCAAAGAAGUUCGGGGUAUGCACUACCCAGUCAGCAGCAUCCGUAGCAUCCGUAGCAUCCGCAUCAGCAGCUAAAGAUGUCUCAGCCGACGAAAAAAUGCAUUUGCGAGCUGUGCUCCUGCGGGCGCCAUCGUUGCCCACACAUGCCUACCAAGAUUUACGAACAAUCAGAGAACAAAUGCAUUCUUACAGAGUACGCAGAUAAUUAUCCUAUCUAUCAGUUUUAUCAACCAAGAGAAUCCUUCAAACCCAAGUUAGAAUAUCACAAAGGAUCUUUGCCAAUGGAAGCCCUCUCCACAGCAAGGAGAGAUUAUGGCCCUCAUAGAGUAUUCCCAGUGAGGGUAAAGCCACCUGACCAGUUCGUUCCAAAUGAAGAGAACAUGGAUUUGGUCACAACAUAUAAACAGGAUUUCAGUGCCUAUCCUUUCUGUCGAGUAGAUCCUAUCAAACCACGUGAAAACAAGCAACAAAGUAAAGACAAGAUGGAUUCUCUGCCUACAUAUAAAGUUGAUUAUUUGCCCUGGAAUCAACCAAAACGUGAGCUGAUAAAACCAGAACAAUCCUAUCGCCCAUCAACAUCGAAGUUUGAUUAUAGAACCACUCACCAGGAUGAUUUCCCCAUCAAGGGCUUCGUGAAUACAAUGAGUUGCAAACCCUAUUAUCAGCAGAAAAUAUAUGCCCUACCCCUAGAAGAUUUGACCAACUACAAGAUGAAUUAUGUACCACAUCCUCUAGAGAAACGAAUUCCCAUGGAGUCAGCCAAGUACAAGCCCUCGGACAUCCCCUUUGAUGGUCUCACAACUCAUAAGGAUUCCUUUAGGGGAUUGCUUGGGGAGCCUGCCAAGUCCCUGAAACCCCAUCCCAAGGUUUCCAGUUGUGAAAGCCCUUUUGCCACCACAACUGAAUUUCGGGACAAGUACCAAACGUGGCCAAUACCCCAAAUGUUCUCUCGGGCCCCCAUGGCUUACAACCCUCCAGAUGAGAAGAUGGACUUUAUGACAACUGUGCAGGCUCACUACACUUAUCAUAAAGGGGGCCCUGCUCAAUCCUGCCGUCCAGUGAUACAGUCUAAGAAACCGGGGCGCUUUGAAGGUUCCACCACCAACAGAGAUGACUUCAGGCAGUGGCCUGCUACCAAGCAAGAGCCCAUCAAACCCCUUGCUCAGCUAAACUUGCCUAGAGAGCCUAUGGACUGCCUCACUACUACCAAGACCUACUUUGUGCCUCAUCCACCCAUUUUCACAAGGAGCUGUAAACCUUAUGUUCCUCCUGCCCGGUGUCCGGCCCCUCUGAUAGGUGAAACAACUUACAACAUCAGCUAUACUCCGAAGGAACCAGUGAAGUGCCUUGCUUCAUAUCCUGAGCCACCAGGCUACACUUUUGAUGAAGUGGAUGCAUUUGGCCACAGGAUAUAUCGCCCUGUGGUCCCGUUGGACCCACUUGGUUCAAGGAAGAACAGUUACCUUCCUACAAAUAGAGCAGAUGUUCCCAACCAAAGGGAGCUAGCAGUGACAGCCUGAUUCUUUUUCCUUUUUGAAAAUUUUCUCACAAAAUUGCUAAAAUUCACAGUACUUAUUAUAUAGUCUGUUGAUAUUUAUUCCUUGAAAAACUUUGACCUUCUCGAUCAUUCCCAGGGGUUAAUUCCUGCUGGAAAUUAUGAAUAAAUGAGAAUCCGUUUAUUUUUAGGAAAAUGACAGUUAAUCAUGGAUGAUUAACGAAUUUCCUCUCUUGACUCUCUCCUCCACCAAGCCAACACUUCCCAAAUCCCCAUGCUUCUUUAUAUUUCUUAAAGAUGGACUAGGUUCUCUCAGAAGCUAAUUUCUUACAUUUGAAUCUGUGAUGGUGAUUCAGUUAUUGUAUUAAUAACGAAAUUAGACUUGAAUCCUGAUAAGGUUGAUGAAUAAAACAUAUUUUGGGGAA